GGCCCUGCCCGCCACGCACGCCGUUGCCGUCUGCGGCGUCGACGUCCCUCACGCCAAGGUGAGCCCUGCGAGCCGCGCGCUCGACAGCUCCGACUGGCCCGAAGCCUUUCCGUACACGGCAAAGGAUCUCACGCCGAUGAUGGCCGGCAACGACGGCUUCUUCUACUUCUUGCCCAAGUUUGUUCAACACGCCGGCGAGGAGUGCCGCGACUCGCUCACACGCUUCUACGAGGCGGUGCUUCCGGCGAGCGGCGAGGGCGACGUGCUCGACCUGUGCUCGUCUUGGACGUCGCACUACCCAUCGGGUUGGAGGCCCUCGCCGCCUCGCCGCUGCGUCGCUCUCGGCCUCAACCCACUCGAGCUUCUCGCCAACCCGAGCAAGACGGAGUGGCGCGUGCAGGACCUCAACAAGGACCCGCAGCUACCGUACGCAGACGCCGCCUUCGACCUGGUCACAAACUCGCUGUCGGUCGACUACAUGACGCGGCCGCUCGAGCUCUUUGAGGAGACGCACCGUGUCCUGCGGCCGGGCGGGCUCGCUUGCAUGGCCUUCACCAACCGCUGCUUCCCGACCAAGGUUGUGCCGAUCUGGACGGCGCCCUUCACCGAGGCGAGCCACGCGAAGAUCGUCGGCGCAUACUUUCGCUACUCGGCCGAUUGGGCGGAGGUGGGCGUCGCCGACGUGAGCCCCGACGGCUGGGUGGGGCAGCGGGACCCGAUGGUGGUGGUGGUGGCGAGGAAGCGGGGUUGACACGCGUCAUGUACUGCUACGGUACCUUGUAAUGUU
Molecule: messenger RNA, 787 nt
Organism: Emiliania huxleyi CCMP1516
Lineage: Eukaryota; Haptophyta; Isochrysidales; Noelaerhabdaceae
Exons: 4
Coding region: 137-751 (204 amino acids)
Molecular function (GO): S-adenosylmethionine-dependent methyltransferase activity
Source: RefSeq, a predicted model, not a curated record